Fusarium oxysporum Fo47 is the source of this 981-nucleotide messenger RNA. Its product is annotated as chaperonin 10-like protein. The coding region runs from base 1 to 981 and encodes 326 amino acids. The transcript has a single exon. The record is from RefSeq and is a predicted model, not a curated record. NCBI's taxonomy places the organism in Eukaryota, Fungi, Ascomycota, Sordariomycetes, Hypocreales, Nectriaceae. Gene Ontology annotation, molecular function: oxidoreductase activity; zinc ion binding.
AUGAAAGCAUUUCAAUACAAAAAAGCCGAAACAGGUUUGCAGCUGUGCGAUCUGCCCAUCCCAGAACCUGGCCCUGAAUACGUCCAAAUUCAGGUCAUGGCCGCUGGAAUGUGUCAUUCAGACUGCCAUAUUCUCACCGGCCAGAAAGACCAUUGGUUCAAGAACCUGCCGCUCACCUUUGGUCAUGAAGUUGCCGGGAUCAUCACCCAACUCGGCUCGUCAGCGAGCGGCGAGUUUCGGGUAGGCGACAGAGUUGCCGUCUGCCACAUCUGUCAUCCGAUAGAAGAACGCCACUGGGACCUUAGCAUUGGCCUUGGGUUCGACGGUGGCUAUGCCGAGUAUGCAGUUGCGCCCACGAAGCGGGUCAUCAAAAUCCCCGACAACGUGUCCUUUGCCCACGCAGCUGUGGCCAUGGACGCAUUGGCCACGUCCUAUCAUGCGGUCGUCACUGAGGCCGAGGCCAGACCCGGAAGAACCAUUGGCGUCAUCGGCCUUGGCGGCUUGGGAAUGGCAGGACUCCAUUUCGGCACCAUCAAGGGGGCCAGCGUGUAUGGAUUCGACACCCAGAAAGACAAGUUCCAUGAAGCCAGGCAGCUGGGAGCAAGUGGGUGUUUUGUGACUGUUAGGGAUGCCAAGAGUGUUGUGUUUGAUACAAUCGUCGACUUUGCCGGCGUUGGAGUCACCACGGCAGCGGCUGUGAACGCCGUAAAGCGAGGCGGUAAGGUCGUGGUUGUUGGCUUGGGCGUCUCUACGAUUCCCGUUCCGGUCGAGCCUUUGAUCCUAAACUCGGUGACUAUCGUCGGAUCCCUUGGGGCACACUUGAAUGACACACAAGAUGUUCUAGCGCUGUUGGAGCAAAAGAAGAUUGACCCGCUGUUGGUUGAGGUCCCCUUUCUUGAUAUUCCUGCGAGCUUGGAUCUUUUAGCUAAAGGGUAUGUUAAGGGAAGACUGUGGGCAGACCCAAGCAAGGGGGCUGAUUAG